AUGGCGGGUGCCUCCGACCCUCUGGAAGAUAUGCUGUUCUCCGAGGUAGACGAAAAAGCAGUAAGCGACCUAGUGGGCUCUUUGGAGUCGCAGCUUGUUGGCCAAAGCAAUCAAGCAGCUACCCAUUCGGAAAACAGAGGUGGUGCGUCCACAGGCACUGCAAAUCAUCACUUGGGAAGAACGCUACCUGCCCAGAUGGGCAGUACAUCAGAACAGCAACAACAACAAGGACAACAUAAAGCUGGGAUGAAUCAGGACACAAAUUCUAAAGAAAUUAGCUCAGAAAAAAAUGUAAAAUCUUCCCCUCUAUGCUCAGCUUCGCCUUUAGAGGAAACCUCCACUACAGGGACUAGUGUGAAAGCUAGUACAAGCGGUUUGCAAUCACAUGGAUCAUCUAACAUCACUACACUGUCUGCAUCAGAUGUGGUAACUUUGCCAUCUCCGUUGGUCAGCAUCAACCCUAGCAACAAAGGUUCUACCUCGGGGUCGAGUGAGCCAUCGAGGGAUACAGACGAUCGCAAAAAACAAACCACUUCAGUAAAAAGGAGUGCAUCCACUGGAACGCAGAGUUUGAACGGUAACGGGGGAUCUGAUACGUCAACGAACUCUCCAACAAAUGCCUCUGCUCCUGCUGGAUCUGCGUCGACCAUAGCUCACAGUGUAAGUGCCGUGAGUUCAAGUCUGACUGUAACAUGUGCAAAUACGAUGACUUAUACCGUAUCUCAUCAAAAUAUGACUACAUCCGCGAUUGCUUUGGAUAGGGGGACUCCUACAAUCGCGUUGCACCGACUCCCAAGUCACAUAGUAGCCAGCAUCGCGCAGAAUGGGAACGGCACUACAGUGUCGGCGUUGGUCCAGCAAGGCGCGCGAAUAGGACCGCUCAGUACCACAACAGUAACUCCACAAGUGAAUCACAACAAGAACUCCGAUUCCGCUCAGUCAAAAUCAGACACUCCUGUCCAUUCAAAAAUUGUGAUUCAGGGCCAAUCAGGCGCUGUGAAUUCUGUAAUAAGUGUAUGCUCAUCUUCGGUUGUUAGCUCUCCAGCUGCUCAACAGCACAGUACUGUUACGAGUUCUGUCCCUGCAGCCAGUAGUCCCGCAACUCUGACUGGCGUCUCGAAACCCGUUGUCAGUGUAGUGGGGCAACCGACAACCACGGCAUCUGUUGGAAUGAUAAGACCUGCGUCCGUUUCAACGUCUCCGCUUGCCACAACUACUCAGCCUCAACCUCGACCUGGGCUCGCUACUCCACAGAGGAUCGUAACACCUCAGCUGAUUGUCAGACCUCCGCAACAGCAGACAACCAUUCAGUUACCACCAGGUUUCACCAUUCCCCAGGGUAUGGUGCUGGUGCGGACAGAGAUGGGUCAGCUGGUAAUGGUUCCUCAGCAGGCUCUGGCCCAGGCCCAGGCCCAAGCCCAAGCCCAAGCGCAGGCCCAGAGCAACAUCUCACCACGCCCGGCCACACCCACCACCGGAACCACCUUCAGAGUGGCCACUCCACAGCAAUCUCCUGUGACUACUCAGGCUAUCCGGCCAGGUCCUCCAGUCCAGGCCAAGAUGGUGCAGUCCCCCACCCCUAGCCCAGUCCUUCAGACCUCAGCCUCUGCAACACCUCCAGUGAGCACCUCCCGGCCCACACACACGCUUUGAGCCAAGGCGCCCGUGGCAGCGGCGGUGGCGGUGACGGCACCCCAGCAGGUCCCCGCAGUCAUGGCCUCCCAGGCUCAGGCUCAACCCGCCUCCCAGCAGCCCCUGGGCCCCCAGAGCACCACGGCCCCCGUCCCUGGAGCUUCUGUCGUCUCACAGGAGAUGCAAGAGAAUGUGAAGAAGUGCAAGAACUUCCUGGCCACGUUGAUUAAGCUGGCCUCCCACAACUCGCCCUCUCCCGAGACGUCCCGCAACGUGAAGGCCCUGGUGCAGGACCUUUUGGAUGCCAAGAUUGAGCCUGAAGAAUUCACCAACCGACUGCAGACAGAGCUGAAAUCCUCUCCACAACCUUACCUGGUUCCUUUCCUCAAGAAAAGCCUUCCCGCUUUGCGGCUGUCUCUGCUCAACAGCCAGCAGUCACUCACACAGCCCCUGCAGCAGGCCAAGACGGUCGGCCCCCCGGCCCCGCCCGUCCAACCGGGUCUCGCCGUCCGGGCGAGGCAACCCAACAGCACCACCGCAACCAGCCUGCUGCCAGCAGGCACCCACACUACUGCCCUGGGAAUUAAGCGGGCCGGGGGUCUGGGAAGUCCGAUCCGAAUGCCGAUGGUGGUCACGCAGACAGUCCGAGCGCCAGGCACAGUCGGGAAGGGACCAACCAUCCAAGCAGGCAAAAGUCCAGUGGGCUUUGCCGUGCAGGUCUCUGGAAAUCAGAAAAACAAGCUCAACGACCCUGGAGGCGGUUCUUUCAGGGACGAUGAUGACAUCAACGAUGUGGCGUCCAUGGCCGGGGUGAACUUAAAUGAAGAGAGCGCCCGCAUCUUAGCAACCAACUCGGAGCUGGUUGGCACUCAGAUUCGCUCCUGUAAGGACGAGACUUUCCUGCCUACUGGCCUGCUCCACAGACGUAUCCUAGAGACAGCGAAGAAGUUUGGCGUGACCGAGGUUCCGGUCGAGGCCGUUCACUUCAUCUCUCACGCCACGCAGUCCCGACUGCGCACCGUACUGGAAAAGGUGUCUACCAUCGCACAGCACCGCAUCGACUCCUGCAAAGAUGAGGACUGGUACGAGCAGUCCACAGACGUACGAUCCCAGCUGAAGUUUUUCGAGCAGCUGGAGAGAAUUGAGAAACAGCGGAAGGAUGAACAGGAGAGAGAGAUCCUGUUGAAAGCCGCCAAAAGCCGCUCCAGGCAGGAAGACCCCGAGCAGGCACGGCUAAAGCAGAAAGCUAAGGAGAUGCAGCAACAGGAGCUAGCCCAGAUGAGGCAACGCGACGCUAACCUGACUGCGCUAGCAGCUAUCGGGCCAAGAAAGAAACGCAAAGUGGACUCUCCUGGAGCCACGGCGACAGGGACAGAGGUUUCGGGGAGCUCCGCGGGGUCGCCGGCCACCUCCUCCUCCUCCUCCGCGCCCUCCGCGGCCUCCGCAUCCUCGCGUCAGUACACCCGACAGCGGAUCACCCGCGUCAACCUCAGGGACUUCAUUUUUUACAUGGAGCAGGAGCGGGAGAUGGCCCGCUCGCUCCUUCUGUACCGUGCCCUGCUCAAGUAG
Molecule: messenger RNA, 3201 nt
Organism: Chanos chanos (milkfish)
Lineage: Eukaryota; Metazoa; Chordata; Actinopteri; Gonorynchiformes; Chanidae
Product: transcription initiation factor TFIID subunit 4
Exons: 16
Biological process (GO): DNA-templated transcription; transcription initiation at RNA polymerase II promoter
Cellular component (GO): transcription factor TFIID complex
Molecular function (GO): RNA polymerase II general transcription initiation factor activity; DNA binding; protein heterodimerization activity
Source: RefSeq, a predicted model, not a curated record